AUGUCUGAAUCCAGUUGUUCUUCGAAAAGAAGGUGCUUUUGUGGUGAUAUUGCCAACAACUUCACUUCAACCACUGUUUAUAACCCUGGUAGGAGAUUCUAUAAGUGCGCGAAACCUGAAAAUGAAUCAUGUGGUUUUUGGGAGUGGCAAGACGAAGUCUUACUUGACAGAGCUUUGGUUGUUAUUAACAAUUUCAAGUCGAAGUUUGAUGUUGCUCAAGUUCAGCUUAUUACCCUGAAUAAGGCAUUAGAUGCGUGCAAGAUUGAAAGGGAAAGACUGAUGCAAAAAGUGGAUGCAUUAGAGGCUAUAAAUAUUGUUGAAGCAAACAAAGCAAGAGAGUUGGAAGAAAAAGUGUUGAAGUUGAAGAUGUUCAUUAUAAUUUCAUGCGCGCUAUUUGUUGGAUUUGUUACGGCUUUCUUGAUGAAAUGA
This is a messenger RNA of Nicotiana tabacum (common tobacco), 429 nucleotides long. NCBI's taxonomy places the organism in Eukaryota, Viridiplantae, Streptophyta, Magnoliopsida, Solanales, Solanaceae. The record is from RefSeq and is a predicted model, not a curated record.